UAACACUUGUAGUUUUAAUUAUUAUGUUAUAACGCAUUUGAGUUCUGUGAUAAUGUAUGUAACAUAAUGCUAAAUGAUUCUAUAUGUAUACAUGUAAAAUUAACAUUGAUUGAAAAUCAACGGAAAAAUUUAAACAACAUUAAAAAUUAAUUAAUUAUUAUUUUACUCACAGAGGAGAUGAUUUCGAAGUAUUUGUUAUUAAUUGGCUUAAUUUCACAUAAUAUAGUUAAUUCGAUGAAUAUGUAUUUUGGAAGCCCAUUUAUUCCACAAUUUUAUACGAUUCCAAGAAAUAAUGUAUUUCAGACCUUGCAAGACAACGUCGGCAGUUUUUAUAGGAAACCAGACAUCUUGCAACUACCGCCAGAAGUUAACCGCAAUAAUGAACAGUAUGAAAUACAACAGAGAUCUUAUAUGGAUAGGCAAGUUAAACCACAGGGUAAUCUAAUGAACCACCACCUUUGGAACAUUCAAGCACAACAAGCCUUUCUUCGACGUCAUCAAUCAGAAAAACAAAAACAAUAUCGAGAAUAUUUAUUAAAGAAACGAGAAGAAACGAAAAAACGCCUUGAACAUCAUCAUAAACAAGCAAAACUGAAAAAGGAAAAUAUGCUCAAGAAUCUCGUUGCACAACGUUCAAAGUUUCUUCAACGGCUUUAUUAUGAUAAUUUACUACAUCGCGAGUAUGAUGAAAAAGAACUUGAAAUGCAUAGAAACAAUGCAGACGAAACGUAACAUAAUUAAAUAAAUUAAGUAUAAUGGACUAUAUAAUUAUGUACUAUUUAAUGUAUGCGUUUUCAGUUACAAUCAUAUUAUAAAUUAGAUAUAAAAAUGUAACAUAUAAUUUAAGGUGAUUUUAUAUUUUAUAUUAUUGUGGAAAUAGUUCUAACGAAAUUUAUAUUACCUAUUGACACUCUAAGUUAUCAAAAAUAUUUAUAUACUGAUGUAAGUAUGAAAGUGUUUUGAUACGUACCAUUGUUUUUUUUAUAUUUAAAACUAUCAUCACUUUUAACCACAUAAAUAUAUCACGCCGAUUUAAACAUUCAUAGGUAUUCGUAUUUAUAAACUAAAAUAAAAUACAAUAUACGUAAUAGUUUAAUUUAAUUUCAAAUUUGUAACAAUUUUUAUAAAUAACUUGAUUUUGUUUAAACACUGUAGUUGUAUAAUAUAAUGUAUGUAGUUUAUUACAUACUAUACUAUAUACAUUAUUCCAUAGGUUCCACUAUAGUUAAUUACUAUUGUCCAAUCUGUUUGUACAACUUUGAAACACGUAUCAUCUUUUGAGGAUGAAUUUUUUAAUUAACAAUUAUAAUUUAUAAUAAUACUAUAAAGUAGUUUUUGGAGCCUUUGACCGGAACCACGUGUAUGUGCGUGUGUGUAUGAUUCAAAAAGGAAUAACCAUGUAAGUAGGUAGGUACUUCACAUUUUCAAUUUGCAUUUUUGUACAUUUUAAAUUAUUGACUUUUUUAGUAUUUUUUCCAUAAAUGUUGUUACAAAUUGUUGUCCCAUACAAAAAAAAAAUUAAAACUUGAAUACAAGAUCCCUCAUAAGUUUCACUUAUAAGAAUUUAUAAAAUAUUGAAA
This is a messenger RNA of Metopolophium dirhodum (rose-grain aphid), 1580 nucleotides long. RefSeq lists its product as uncharacterized. Lineage: Eukaryota; Metazoa; Arthropoda; Insecta; Hemiptera; Aphididae. The record is from RefSeq and is a predicted model, not a curated record. The transcript is spliced from 3 exons. The coding region runs from base 178 to 732 and encodes 184 amino acids.